Messenger RNA from Drosophila subobscura, 1414 nucleotides. RefSeq lists its product as uncharacterized. Lineage: Eukaryota; Metazoa; Arthropoda; Insecta; Diptera; Drosophilidae. The coding region runs from base 140 to 1393 and encodes 417 amino acids. The record is from RefSeq and is a predicted model, not a curated record. The transcript is spliced from 4 exons.
GCUUCCGCUGUCACAUGUUCCGCCCCACACUCUCACUUUCAAAGCUCUCUGAGACGGUCGCGCCAGCUGAUUCGGGGUUAUUUUUCGGAACGCGCUGCAGUCAGGUGACUUGGACAAAAUAAAAGAAAAACACAGCAAAAUGGGAACCGGCACGAAGAACUACAUUGCACCCGAGUGGCUGACGGUGGAGUUCCUGCAGGAUGUGCUCAAGGAGCACUUCAAGGAGGAAACGCUGACCGUUAGCGAGCUGCUGGUGAAGAGCGCCCAGGUGGGAGACACGGCGGCGGGCUUUGCCAGCGAAAUGCACCGGGCCACCUUCAAUCUGCAGCGAGGCGAGGCGGCCAAGAGCAAGUUCUCGGUGAUCAUCAAGGACCAUCCCAAGGGACAAACAGGAGCCGUGGCCCAGCGUAGCAAGCUCUUCAAGCGCGAGAUCCUCUCCUACAAGGAGGUGCUCCCAAGGGUGCAGGCGCUGCUGGAGUCCAUUGGCGACAAGAGCAAGAUUGCUCCCGCUUGUUACUACACAACGGAGUCCCCGGAACCGUUCCUUAUCCUGGAAGAUAUGCAGAUGAGCGGCUUUGAGAACUUCGAGCGGGGUCGCCUCCUGAACCUGGACUACGUUCUGCCCACCGUAGAGAAGAUAGCCAAGCUUCAUGCCUGCAGUGCCGUCAUAGCCAAGGAGAGUCCUGAGGUCUUGGAGUUCUUCGAUGAGGCGCCCAUUUCACGGAAUCCCGAUCGGCGGGACUUCCUCACCUACUUCCCCGUGAACAUUCGCUGCGUGGCGGAGGAGUUGGCCCACUGGAAGGGCUACGAGGAGAUCACCGAGAAGAUGUUCAUUCUGGCCGAGAAUGUGCUCCAGAGAGCUCUGGCCAUGUUUGACGAGAGCGACAAGGGUUUCCGUGUGUUCAACCUCACGGAUCUGUGGAUCAACAAUCUUCUGUUUCACAUCAACAACGAGACCAAGGAGCCCGAUGAUGUCGUGACUUUGGAUUACCAAUUGGCCUAUGUGGGAUCUCCGGCAAUAGACCUCAACUACUUCCUCUACGGCUCUCUCAAUGAGAAUGUGCGCAAGGUGCACUUCAAGUACAUUGUAAGGACGUACCAUCAGGUGCUGAAGCAGACCCUGGAGAAGCUCAAAUAUCAAGGAAACAUUCCCACACUCAAAGAUAUCCAUAUCGAUCUUAUCAACACUAGCCUGAUGGGUGUAAUUGGCGCCACUUGCCUUACGCCUCUGAUCUUCCGCGAGGGAGCUGGCUUUGAAAAUCUAGAAGACCUCAACUCCCGCACCGAGAGCGGCGACCAGUUCCGGCGGGAGAAUGUCGAGAAUCCCAAAUAUCGUGCCUUCUUGCAGCGCACCAUCAAGGAGUUUGAGCUCUCUGGAUUUUUGGACAAAUAAGAUGAUCCACAGAGGCAGCGA